CUAUAGUCUAUGAACUCCUCAGAGAGGUUAAGUAAUUCAACAUUUUACAUGUGACGUACUUGGAAUGUGUAUGUGUAUUAAGCAUACACGUGCUUCACAAGAGCAGUCUGAAUCUAACCGUAAAUUAAUUUACAUCGAAGUUCCUUUCAAUUUUUUAUAGUACACCAAUAAAGUAUUUGUGUACAGAUAUCUUAACAAAAACUAAAUUAUUACAAUGGCAAUGCAAGUUCCUACAAAUGUGGAUCCUGAACAAAUUAAAUCGGUCCGAGAUUUUGUGACAUCCUAUAAUAAACUGAUAGAAACUUGUUUCAUUGAUUGUAUAAAUGACUUUACUACACGAGAUGUCAAAGCUAAGGAAGAAACGUGUUCUCUAAACUGCAUGGAAAAAUACUUGAAGAUGAACCAGAGGAUAUCACAACGGUUUGAGGAGUUUCAAAUGCUUGCUAAUGAAAAUGUACUUGCUGCGCAAAAAAAAAUAACAGAGGGUAAAAAGUUUUGAACAUUGUAUUAAUAAAGUAUAUAAAUUAAUUAUUUUUAAUA
Frieseomelitta varia is the source of this 540-nucleotide messenger RNA. It is a transcript of the gene Tim9a, whose product is annotated as mitochondrial import inner membrane translocase subunit Tim9. The transcript is spliced from 2 exons. Lineage: Eukaryota; Metazoa; Arthropoda; Insecta; Hymenoptera; Apidae. Bases 215 to 499 code for a protein of 94 amino acids. The record is from RefSeq and is a predicted model, not a curated record.